Molecule: messenger RNA, 1584 nt
Organism: Malania oleifera
Lineage: Eukaryota; Viridiplantae; Streptophyta; Magnoliopsida; Santalales; Ximeniaceae
Exons: 5
Coding region: 1-1584 (527 amino acids)
Source: RefSeq, a predicted model, not a curated record
AUGAGUUCUGGAAAUUCUCUUGUCAAUCCUUCAGAUGAUUCAUCAAGCCCUUAUUAUCUGCACCCAAGUGACAAUCCUGGUGCUCUGCUUGUAUCAGAAAUAUUCAAUGGAGAAAAUUAUGUUGCAUGGAGUCGUUCAAUAAUCAUUGCAUUGACAGUCAAGAAUAAGGUACAGUUCAUAGAUGGUUCGAUUGUUUCUCCUCCUUCUGAUCAAUUUGUCAAACACACAGUAUGGUUAAGGGCAAAUAAUCUGGUUCUUUCUUGGUUAAUGAAUUAUAUUUCAAAAGAAAUAAGAAAUAGUUUGUUAUUUGUGGUUUCUGCUGUUGAUCUUUGGAAUGAACUCAAAGUUAGAUAUCUCAGAAGUGAUGGACCAAGAGUUUUUCAUCUUGAAAAAUCUUUGAGUUGUAUAAAUCAGGGUACUCUCUCUGUUACUGAGUAUUUCAAUACCUUCAAGACUCUUUGGGAUGAAUACAUUAACUAUAGGCCAUUUCCAACUUGCACAUGUGGACAAAUGGCAACAUGUACUUGCGAACUUUUUAAUUUUCUGCAAAUUAGACAACAAUCUGAUUAUGUACUUAAAUUCUUGGUGGGGCUAAAUGAUUCUUUUGCUGCUGUAAGAAGCCAAUUGCUGCUCAUGGUUCCUUUACCAAGCAUGUCCAAAGUUUUUUCUCUACUACUUCAAGAAGAGAGUCAGAGGCAGCUUACAAAUUCUUCUACAUACAAUGAGACUCAUGCUUUGAUGCUUCAUGGUUAUCCUCCUGGCUGGAAUAGACAGAAGGGAAGAAGAAAUGAGGUUUCUGCUCAUGCUGCCAUUAUGACUCCAGAAGUUUACAAUCAAAAUAGUAAUGAGCCACAAAAGUUUUGCUUCACUCCAGAGGAAUUUAAUAAGCUAAUGGCACUUGCAAAUUUAGCACAGCUAAAUUCAGCACAGCUCAAUUCUUCCAAUCAAAUUACUACCCAACCAACUGUUAAUCUUGUCACCACUUCUCAAUUUUCUGGUAAAUUCUUUUCCUGUAAUUCUGUUACUUCUAAUACAAAUUUCAAUCUAUCUUGGAUUCUUGACACAGGUGCAACAGAUCAUAUGAUCUGCUCACCACUUUUAUAUCAUUCCAUACCUAAACCAAUUAAUGCAUCUAUAAAUCUUCCUAAUGGUACUACAGUUCCAGCUACACAUAUUGGUACUGACCAGUCAAUGAAGAAGAUGAUUGGGAUUGCUCUUGAGAAAGAAGGACUUUAUCAUCUCAUUCCAGCUUCUUCAAAAGCUGAAUCCUGCAAUUCUUUUCAGUUUAAUUCUACACCUUUUGCUUUAUCUUCUAUUCACAAGCCAUUAGAUAUAUGGCAUUGUAGACUAGGACAUAAUAUAGAAUCUGCAUCAUCACAUAAUAAUUCCCCUUUUUCCUCUGCACCUCAUACACAUAUGGUUCCAGAUUCAUCUACCUUACCAUCUCCUUCUCAUAUGACUCCAAUAUCUGCUUCCCCUACUCAAGAAGUUCUUCAGCCCAGAAAAUCAACCAGAAUUAAACAGAAACCUUCUUAUCUGCAGGACUAUUAUUGUGAUUAUCCACAUCAUAUAAAGCUUUUUUAA